Messenger RNA from Oxyura jamaicensis (ruddy duck), 5753 nucleotides. RefSeq names its product interleukin 17 receptor D (gene IL17RD). The transcript is spliced from 14 exons. Lineage: Eukaryota; Metazoa; Chordata; Aves; Anseriformes; Anatidae. The coding region runs from base 102 to 2387 and encodes 761 amino acids. The record is from RefSeq and is a predicted model, not a curated record. Gene Ontology annotation, molecular function: interleukin-17 receptor activity.
AGCCCUCCGGGCCGUGAAGGACCGAGCCGUGCAGAGCCGGGCCCACAUCCCGCACGCCCGCGGCUGCCCCCUGCGGUGCCCGCGCGGUGACGGCAGGCAGCAUGGCCCCCGGGCCGCGGCUCGGCGCCCUGUUCACGGCGCUCCUCGCCGGCCUGGCAGGGGCUGCCCCGGGGCCCGGCGGCAGGAGGGGCUCGGCGGAAGGCUCUUGCGGAGGGCGGCUCAUCUGGCAUUAUUUUAAGGAAAACUUUGUGAGAAGAGCAUAUGGCGAGAAAACGCUACCAUGCAGUGGCCAUGGCCUGUCACCAGCCACCAAGAUGAAUGUGCUACUCAAUAUCACCUUUAAAUAUGACAACUGCACUCUUUAUCUGAAUUCAUUGGGAAAACAUGUGAUCGGAGAUGUGCAGAAUAUAACAAUUAGUCAGUAUGCAUGUUACGAACAGGUUGCAGUAACAAUACUUUGGACAGCAAAUGCCAUUGGGAUUGAAUACCUGAAAGGAUUUCGAGUCACCCUCGAGGAGUUAAAAUCUGAAGGAAGACAAUGUCAGCAGAUGGUUUUAAAAGAUCCGAAGCAGCUCAGCCCAAGUUUUAAACGAACAGGAGUGGAAUCUCAUCCCUUCCUAAAUCUGAAGUUUGAAACAGAUUACUUUGUAAAGAUUGUUCCUUUUCCUUCCAUUAAAAAUGAAAGUAAUUAUCACCCAUUUUUCUUCCGGACUCGACCAUGUGAGUUGUUGCUACAGCCAGAAAACCUUGUCUGCAAACCUUACUGGAAGCCAAGAAAUCUGAGUAUUACCCAGCAGGGUUUUAACGUGCAAGUGUCUUUUGAUCAUGCUCCUCACAACUUUGGGUUUAGAUACUACUUUCUUCACUACAAACUUAAGCAUGAAGGACCAUUUAAGCAGAAGACCUGCAAACAGGAGCAAAACACAGAUACUACCAGUUGUAUUCUUCAGAACGUAACUCCAGGGGACUAUAUAAUUGAGCUGGUUGAUGACACUAACACAACAAGGAAAACAAUGCACUAUGCACUAAAACCAGUACAUUCUCCGUGGGCUGGACCAAUAAGAGCUAUUGCCAUUACAGUCCCUUUAGUUGUCAUUUCAGCAUUUGCAACACUUUUCACAGUGAUGUGCCGCAAGAAGCAGCAAGAAAAUAUAUAUUCCCAUCUAGAUGAGGAGAGUUCAGAAUCUUCAGCAUAUGCUGCAGGUCUCCCUGUGGAAAGACUUCAUCCCCGGCCAAAAGUGUUCAUCUGCUAUUCCAGUAAAGAUUGCCAGAAACACAUUAAUGUCAUCCAGUGCUUUGCUUAUUUUCUUCAGGACUUUUGUGGCUGUGAGGUGGCUCUAGAUUUAUGGGAAGAUCUAAAAAUUUGUAAAGAAGGUCAGAAAGAGUGGCUUAUAAAGAAAAUAAAUGAGUCUCAGUUUAUCAUCAUUGUGUGUUCCAAGGGAAUGAAAUACUUUGUUGAAAAAAAGAACUGGAAACACAGAGGUGUAACCAAAGACACAGGACAAGGAGAACUCUUUCUGUUUGCUGUGUUGACUGUUGCAGAGAAGCUUCGUCAGGCAAAGCAGAAUUCAAAUGACCUCUGCAAAUUCAUUGCAGUCUAUUUUGAUUACUCCUGUGAAGGAGACAUCCCUGGUAUUCUGGAUCUGAGUACAAAAUAUAAACUCAUGGACAAUCUCCCUCUGCUUUAUUCACAUUUACAUUCCAGAGACAUUAGUGUUCAGGAUGCAAAGGUGUUUCCUGUUAGUGUUAGUGAAAGGAAUUAUUUCAGGAGCAAAUCUGGUAGGUCCCUUUAUGUUGCCAUUUGCAAUAUGCAUCAGUUCAUUGAUCAGGAGCCGGAUUGGUUUGAGAAACAAUUUAUUCCCUUCCUUCCACCUCCUUUACAUUACUCGGAGCCUGUCAUGGAAAAAUUUGACUCAGGCUUGGUUUUAAAUGACUUAAUGAAUAAACAGGUGACGGAUGAUGAUUUUUACCUCAAAACAGAUGUAAAUAUUAUUUCAGCUGGAAAUUCAGACUCUCAUUGUAUAAUUCAGCACUUAAACCUUGGAGAAGAUAUAGAAACUCGGGACAUUCAGGGUGGUGGCAGCUCUGUUCUUCAGCCAUUGUUACAUACUGUUAAAACUUCAAAUCUGAAAAAUGUGCCUCGAGAUUCUGGAAUCUAUGAUUCAUCUGUUCCUUCAUCUGAACUAUCUUUACCCUUAAUGGAAGGACUACUGACAGACCAAACUGAAACAUCUUCUAUUACAGGAAGUGUUUCUUCUUCAUCAGGAUUAGGGGAAGAAGAACCUCCUGUAAUCACUUCUGCAAAGUUCUUAGUGCCUGGAAUAUGUAAAGCAGAACUUCAUUGCCAUAUCCAUACUGAUGAACUGCAGGCAGUUGCCCCUUUGUAAUACAUCACAACAUUGCUAUGCAUUGCCACUUUAUCAACAGCUUCUGUUUGUGCUUUAACCAUCACACUGUUCUAGCACUAAAUCUACUUGAAGGAACAAAUACUCCCUGAAGAUGACCAGCUAUUUGUAAGGGAUUUUUACAGCCAGUAAACUUGAACCUGUUGGGCUUAAUAUUAAGUUUUUAAUGAUUUGAAAAAUGCAGCAGGAAAAAAACACUUCAGAAUUAUUCCUAUUACUAAUUUUCAUUUCAUGAUAUUACACUGUUUACAGAUGUCAUUAUCAAGUGACUUUUUUUUUUCUUAACAUAAUUUUACAGCUGGACAUAAAAUGGUUUGGAACAUUAAGUCUUAGUAAAUCCUUGUGGUCCAGCAUCCCCCCUCUAUCUUUAAGUGUUGACAUUUGAUGGCAGGAGUGUUGUAGUAAAGAGAGCAGGAUUUUUUUGGAAGGAAGAUGAAAAAACAAAGGUGAGUUCAAGAAAUUCUUCAUCAGGAGAAAUCCUUUUCUCUUAAAAAUAUUUAAACACCUAUCCUCAUAGUCUUUUCUCUCUUUCCCAAAUGUUAAUGUGUCUCAGUACUAAUUUUCAGAUGAACAUGUCUCUCUGUUCUGUAUGAUUCUCUUGUGUUUUCUCCAUGAUCUGGAUAUGGUGACGCACAAAUAGUACCAUUUUGAGUCUGAAGUAUCAUUUUUGUAACAGAUAGAAAUAAAAAUUCUGCAUAUGCUGAGUGAUAUCAUGGAAACUAUGUUUCUUGUUUUCUUCCUGGAAGGGCUAAUAUAAAGAAUACUUUGAAGAGAUGAGGGAAGAAAGAUCAAAUUUUGUAUUUAAGACCUCAUUCUUUCUCUGUCCAACCAAAAUCACCAGGGGUAAGAAAAACUUAAAGACAAGCAGUUAGCAGACAUGAAUAAUUGGCUUUGUGUUGAGCCAACCACUAAACAGAAGCCUGAGUUAUUUUGAAGUUUACAGUACUUAUCGUUUUUUAGUAAUUAAGAUAGUAUAAUAUUACUAGUAUUACAUUUUGUUAUAAUACUAUAUUAUAACAAAAGGCAAAAAAUAGAACUGGUCCUGUUUAUCUAAAGACAUGGUGUGUGCAAGUCCUUUCUUCUGCAGUGACCAUGUAGGUAUACUGUUAUCCAGAGUAUCCUUGCUAUUUCUAAAGAGAAACUUUUCAUCUUCUCAUUAGUAAAACACAUCUUUGUAACUUAACUGCAAGGCUUCUAGGCACCAGAAUGGUAACAGCAAAUAGUAAAGGACAUCUCCUCAGUGUGCCUGUGCUAAUUUUGCUCAUGAAAGUCAGAGUCUGUCUUGUUUCAUUUGUCUUCAUCUUCUAUAACAGGGUUAUUUUAGGAAUACAUCAAGGGAGAACUCAAACACCUCAAGUAUUUUCUCCAUUUUGAUAUAUGAGAAUUAGACCUCAUGAACUGUUACAUUCUUUUACUUCUUGUAGUAGCAUGAGAUAGAACUACUAAAAAAGUUAUUUUGGCUGAGUAGCUUUGAAGCUCUAGUUUUGUUUGUUUUGCCAUCAGUUUAUAUUUGUUUGAAGAUUCAAUCAGAAAACUCUUGAAAUUGCUAUCACAGAUGUAGUAAGAAAGGUGCUAUAAUGGAUAAAAUGUAACAAUUAUUUGAACCUAACAUUGAAUUAUACCAUGAUGACUUAACAUCACAGUGUGUCAGAUUUGUAGGGUCUUGUCCAUUAAUCCUACUGUACCUUUUUUUCUGAAUUUGAAAGAGCACUAACUGGAAAACUUCAACCUUACACCUAAGUUAGGUGGUUUCAAAUACAUAAUCAUCUGCACCUUCAGUUAUGUUUUUGUAUACUGUGCCUUGGGCUGUACUGAAAGCAAAAUAUUUAAUGUUUUCCCAUUAUUUGAAGUUAAAAAAUACCUAGGUCGACCUAGGCAGAAUAAUGUAGAGGUAAAUGCUCCUUCACUAAAUCCAUUUGUGAAAGAUCUUGAUUCAGUGCAAUUUUUGUGGUUUUACCAGAUAAAGUGUUUGGAUUGAUGAAAUAAAUGCAGAAGGGUUACAGAUGAUGUGUGCUGAAGAGGUGCUGUGCAUAGAAGUGCCAAAGCUGCAAUACAUAAGGAGGAGCCAAUUUCUCAGCAACUGAAUAGUGAGGGUAAUGCUGCUGUCCCCUGUGGAAAGUCUUAGCUUAACGUACUGUUAUUUUAUGCUAGGCUAAAGAUUGGGAAGAUUCUGUGGUUCUUUUAAAUUCAGUGUUGAUGGAAUUAUUUUUUCAUUUCACUUUUGAAAAUGGACAAAAGCAACUGCACAAAGGAUCGGUUGUUACUAAUGUUUUUCCUUAAGUUUCUUCAAAAUUUGCUGUACAAUCCUGCAAAUCUUAAUUGUUUUGUAAUUAUAAAUGGUCUAUGCAGAGGCCAAUCAAAUUAUUGUAGGUGGGGAAAAAAAUAAUUCCUUUUUAGAGUAAGGUAGAAACAGCAUAUUAUAUGACCUUGGAAGAAAGAGAAUAUACUUAACUGAAAAUUUAUGGUAGAACAAGCUCAUGCUUAAAAUAAAAUAAAAUAUAUAUAUAUACACACACAGAAUUGAAAAAAGCAAUACUUGAUCAGAUUUAGCAAUAUUUUUUUACAAAGACACAGUAUUUUAUAAAAUCAGAAAAAUAUUAUGUAUGUUGACAUACUAGAAGGACAUAGUAUUGAAUUUGCAAGAAUUCUGUAUUUUCCCUCCAAUGCGAAUAAUAGCAAAAAUCCUUGUAAACAUUAUUUUUAAACAAAUAUGUUAAUACACAUAUUAGAGGUUAGCUUAAUACUAUUUUCAAGCAUUAGUAAACAAUAUUAAUGGUGAAAGAAUCCCCUUAAUUACUACUAGACCUGAAUGUGUGAACAUUGGAUGUUUUAAAAUGUCUUUUUUGGGAGGGUGGAAAAAACAUUGGCAAGCUAAAGGUUCAAGAUAUAACUAUGUUCAAUACUUUGAUAAAUAGUUACUGUCAUAAUUUGUCCCUGUACAUAAACACAACAACUGUUGAAAAUAGAAUGUAGUUGAUAUUUGGAGAAAUAAAAUGUUAUGAUACUAUAAUUUAGGAGGUAAAUAUCAGAAUAAAACAUUUUUUGUUCAUUUUCUUUCAUUUGGCUUUUCUUAGUAAUACAGGAAAACUUAGCUUGACUUAGCAGUUGUUUUAUCCAAUUAUGCACACCAUGCAAACAAACAUACUCUAACCACUAUUCACAAUCCACGUCUAGAAGUGAAACAGAUAUUUUGAUGGGUGUUUAAUAUAGUCUGUAAGAACUGUAAGACUUUACAAUUGUAAGAGUGUUUAAUAUAGUCAAUCAACUGUAAGAAGCAGUAAUUGUCUAAAAGUUCUGUAUUGGAUAGACUGGGCCUGAUUUUUUUUAAUAAAACUUCCUGAAUAUGGA